AUGUCGACGACAGCGGCUGUGGGUCUCCUCGCUCCGGCGAGGGUGAAGGCGCUGCUGCGAGGGGCGGAGGGAGGCGAGGACAAGGUGCUGGUCAUCGACGUCAGGGACAGCGACUUUGCGGGAGGGCACAUCAGGGGUGCUGUUAACAUAGCGGCGGAGACCUUUUGCGACGACAACCGGGUGGAUGAGCUGGUGGCGCUCUGCCAGGGCAUGGACACCGUGGUCCUGCACUGCUUCCUGUCGCAGCAGCGGGGGCCCUUCUGCGCGCAGCGGCUGGCAGAGCGGAUGGAGGAGGCGGGGGGCGCGCACCCAGAGGUGUGCGUGAUGGCGGGGGGCUGGCGCCGCUUCCGCCGCGAGCUCAAGGAGGACGACUACGACCUGGUGGAGGAUUAUGUCGACUGA
Chlorella variabilis is the source of this 402-nucleotide messenger RNA. RefSeq lists its product as hypothetical. The record is from RefSeq and is a predicted model, not a curated record. The transcript has 5 exons. Gene Ontology annotation, cellular component: cytoplasm; nucleus. NCBI's taxonomy places the organism in Eukaryota, Viridiplantae, Chlorophyta, Trebouxiophyceae, Chlorellales, Chlorellaceae. The coding region runs from base 1 to 402 and encodes 133 amino acids. Gene Ontology annotation, molecular function: protein tyrosine phosphatase activity.